Molecule: messenger RNA, 1626 nt
Organism: Metarhizium acridum CQMa 102
Lineage: Eukaryota; Fungi; Ascomycota; Sordariomycetes; Hypocreales; Clavicipitaceae
Source: RefSeq, a predicted model, not a curated record
AUGCAGACACCAGAAGAAGUCGAGCAGUCGACUGCGCCCGAGUCCUUGACAUCGGGGCGCAGUCGUCAGAAGCCAGCUUGCGAAGAGUGCAGACGGCGCAAACUGCGUUGCGAUGGACAGCAACCGCAGUGCGGCGUUUGUAAAGAGACGGGUGUGGUAUGCGAGGUGAACCCCGUUCGAGCACCUCGAGGCCCCAAGAGAGGAUAUCUAAAGAAUCUACGAAAUCGAGUUUCUAUGCUUGAAAGCAGAUUCGCUGCCCAGUCGCAGAAUCUGGGUACGAAUGAGGCUGGCAUCAGCUCCGGUGAUGUUUUGGCAUCGCCAUUGGCUCCCAUACCGAACUCGAUCCAAGGGGGCAACGUAGACGCUGUUCAAGACAUGUUCUCCAUGAUGGACCCCGCGGUUUCUGAGUCGGAGAUGACCUUGACAAGUCCUCUUCUAGAUCUCGGGACUCUGCACAACCUGAACCUGAUACCCGAGCCGCCGCCUACACCAUCCACCACGUGUCUGAACACCAGCAGUAUUCCUCUUUGUGACUUUACACAAGCGGAGCUAUUAUCCUUGCAAUAUGCCAUGUGGACAUUGGCAUCGCUACUAUCUGGUCAAUUCCAGCACCUGCAAGAGGGCUUCUACCAAGAAGCCAGGCAGAUGCUAGAGUCGUCAAACCCAACCAACAGCGUCCAAGGCAGCACUCUAGAAAUCGAGUUGGCACAGGCUUGGGUGUUGAUUGCUACCUAUGAGUCAAUGAGGACGCACCAUCAGCACGCCUGGAUGAGCGCUGGACGCGCUUUCCGCCUGGUGCAACUGAUGAAGCUGCAUGAGAUUGACAGCCCAACAAGCCCAUCUUCUGCUGCCGAUCAUGAUUCUGUGACAACGGAAGAAAAGCGAAGAGUGUUUUGGAUGGCGUACUUUAUUGAUCAUUUGUUUAGCAUGAAGAAUAAUUCGCCCAUCAGAUUGAAUGAGCACGUGAUCUGCACACGAUUGCCUGCCCAGGAAUCAGACUUUCAAAACGGCCAAAGCACUGUAAUGGAUUUCUUGUCAGACGCGAUAGUAGAUCAAAAUCCAACCACACGCUCUCCAUUUAAUGAGUGCAUCGUCCUGGCAACUAUCUGUGGACGGACAUUGUCGCACAAUCAGCAAUACAACAUACGCUGCUUGCAUGGUGACGGUGAAGCAGACUGGUCAGACUGGGACACUUGGUUCGAUAAUAUUCUGUCAGCAAGGCUCCAGAUUUUGUCCAAGUGUUACCCUUCUCCCACGACAGGAUAUGACCCCAUGCUUCUUUUUGCGCAUGUGAUCGCUCAGGCAUCAGUUAUAUACCUGUGUAAGGAAGUCAAAUCUAUGGUAUGGCCAAACGGGAAAGCCAGAUCGCUUCGUGCAGAGUAUCAACAGCGAGCGUUGAAUGCUGCCGAACAUAUAGUCAAGCUUGCAUAUGCGCUUGUGGAAUUCAGCGUCUUCAAGCUACCCCGGGCUGCUUCGCUGUUGCGGCAACUGUUGGAUGCCCUCAGCCAGCUAAAGAGUGUCAUUAACCCGAAGCAAAAUUACGUUAUGCUUCUGGAUUUGACUCACAUCUUCCCAUUGCUAAACACAAUGGAUAACCAGACAUCAGGGACUGCAAUGAGCCAAUAG